This is a messenger RNA of Sitophilus oryzae (rice weevil), 1303 nucleotides long. Its product is annotated as growth arrest-specific protein 2-like. NCBI's taxonomy places the organism in Eukaryota, Metazoa, Arthropoda, Insecta, Coleoptera, Curculionidae. Gene Ontology annotation, cellular component: actin filament. Gene Ontology annotation, biological process: actin crosslink formation. The annotation marks the transcript as partial. The record is from RefSeq and is a predicted model, not a curated record. Gene Ontology annotation, molecular function: cytoskeletal adaptor activity; microtubule binding; actin filament binding. The transcript has 6 exons.
GAAUCGAUUACAUAAACAGAGAUAACUUCCUAUCUGAAUUGGAUAAUGGCGUCGUUAUAUGCCACUUAGCCCAAAUAAUCUGCGAAGCUGCCAAGAGGGCUUCAAAAGCUGGUUUAGUCAAAGGGAAUAUACCAAGCGUCAGAGGUAAAUGUUUCGAAAAAGCCAUGAGAAGAAGCUUUUUCUCCAGAGACAAUGUGGCAAACUUUCUCAAGUUUUGCAAAUCAAUAGGAGUUCAUGAAAAUCUUCUGUUUGAAAGCGACGAUUUAGUUCUACAUAACCAUCCACGUAGCGUUAUCCUAUGCCUCCUGGAAGUAGCCAGGAUAGCCACGAAAUUCGGCGUGGAACCACCCGGAUUGGUCCAGCUGGAAAAAGAGAUUGCAGAGGAGGAAAGGAACAACUCCGGGGACUCCGGACUUAGUUCGCUUUUAUCCUGGCAAUUCCAGGCCAGUCCGCCCCGCAUGGAUGGGGAGAUGAAAAUGAGCCACAGCAGAUCCACUUCUGCCAUAUCCCACUACGCUGAACGCUGGAACACCGGACCCAGAGUGAUCUUGAUCCAGGAUCCGAGAGAUAGUAGAGGAGCCGGCGAUUCCGGAGCGCUCAGUUCACUUCCGGCGAUCAAAAACACAGGGGGAGCCAGUGAUGGAGUGCCCAGCGAUCACACAGAGGACGAGGAAUGGUCGGGUGGCAGUCCGGAGGAUCCAGAUCUGGACGUGGUGGAUAACGGAAGAAGAAGCGUGGAUAGUAAAGGUGGAGGAGACACACCGACCCAAAACUUGACCACAGAACUGGACAGGAAGGUGCAGCUGGCAGCUAGGCUGAUGCAACGGAAUUGCAACUGUGCUAGCGGCAAAUGCGACAAACUAAAAGUGAGGAAAGUUGGCGAAGGAAAGUACAACAUCGCAGGGAAGAAUGUUUUCAUCCGUCUUCUGAAAGGCAGGCACAUGAUGGUCAGAGUGGGAGGCGGCUGGGACACCCUCGAUCACUUUCUGCUACGUCACGACCCCUGCCAGGUGAAGGUCGUGUCCAGGGACAGUCCGGACAGGACGGUCAAGGACGCCUCAAAGUACCUGCACAUUAGGGCUAAGUACCGCAGUCCACCGCCUAGGGACGACAGGGGGGAGUCCGUCACGCGCUGAGACACGAUUGCGUCACCUAACCCAGCCUAUCAUUUCACUGUUCAUUUUCAUUUGUUUAGAUGUUGUUUUAUGUUUUAUUUUAUUAUUAUUUCGGUAGAGAGUUACGGAAUAAUCGUUUUGUUGCUGGUAUCUUUAGUUUUUGAAUAAAAUGCAUUUUCGUUUGGUUU